UUCCCUUUCCUAACUACACAGUAAAACUACUUAACACAGCCAAGAUGUUCAAACUCAUCUGGAAAACUAAAAGCAAAACAAACUACUAUUUAGAAUGUAUACAAUGCAGAGUUGGACGUGUCUUUUUCUUAUUCUUUGCAGUAUGCAGAGCGUGUGUCAUUGCUGUGAGUGGAUCCGACACCACUUCGGUCACUUGAGCUCCGAAUACCUUUCCCAGCUGGACCAGAUGGGAGGAGAUAUCACAAAGCAGAAUGCCCCUGUCCUUUUUCCAACAUCACUUUACAGACACAUAGAUGAUGCCGAGUUUGAGGACAAAGUCAGGUUCCUGAAUGAGACCAUCUAUCAAAUCAUAAAACUGUUUGAUGGGAAUAUGAAGUCUGUCACCUGGGACAAGAAAAACCUGGACGAUUUCCUAAACAUUCUCGAACGCCAAUUUGAGAACCUUAAUUCCUGUGUAUCACCUGCCAUGAAACCUGAGAGCAGACUGAAACGGUACUUCAGGAAGUUGAAUAGGAAAGUUCUGAGAAAAAUUAACUACAGUGCAGAGGCGUGGGAGCUCAUUAGGAAAGAGACAAAACGUCAUCUGCAAAGAUUGGAUAUCCUUGCAGGACAAAUGUACUGAUCAUCCGUACUCAUCUCAGAAGCUACGCACUUACCAGUUUAUAAAGCAUGAAUACAAUCAUGUAGGCACUUGUUAGUCUAUUUAUUAUAUUUAAAUCUGUAUAUUAUUGUUUUUUAUUUUCAUAAAUUAUUAUUUAUAUUUUGUAUUUCCCUUUUGUACCUGUAUUGAACUGAAAGGUAUUGCCUGUCUACUUCAAAAAUCAAUGAGAAAAGAAUAUUGAAAUUGUGAAUAAAAACUUAUUUUGUAUAAAUUGUCCAGAUUUCGUUGUUGUCUGAAACCAACGAGAGUGGAUUUAUAAUAUUGAGCAGCCUAAUCUAAUCAUCAGAGGGGAUGCAGAUUAAACUUGUCUCUGAUCAGUCCCAUGACAGUUUGUACUUUAAGUUUAUGUAUGCUUGUAGUUUUGUUUCUUUGUGUAAUUUAUUUGUAAUGUGUUUUUGUACUUUGUGAGGGUUACUGUUUUAUGUUUUUCUUGUUUUUGUGUGGUAAUCCCACUGGGGCAGUGGGCUGAAGGGGAGUGAGGAGAUCUGGAUGAGGAGUAGAGUAUAAUCUGGGGGACCAGGAACAGCUCCUACUUGACAUUGUGGGAUGUUUAUUUAUAAAGUCUGUCCAAUGUAUUAAACACCUGUAUGUUUUUACUAUGAUUGGAGAAGAAAUACGGGAAAAAAGACAUGGAAAGACAAUAUGAAAAAGAGACAAAAAACAAGAAAUACUUUUAAUCGAUAGUAGUUUAGUCCCCCGAACAAGGCAGGGUGGUCGUGGGCAAGAAAAUAAAAACAAGCAAUUGAUUUAGCUUAGUCAUAUAUAUAGAUCUUUUUAAGUGGCAUCAUCGGGAUCCCCCUAAUAGUUCUCAAUGGAUAAAUGAGGUCAAUUCCUGUAUGACAUUAGACAAAAGUGUGUAUUAUGUAGGCCAAUGUGGCAGCUCACAGUCCUUUCAUAAGACUUGGAAUUCCUGGAUAAAAGAAAGUUAUUGUAGAUAUGCUGUAUAUCCAUUUGUAUAACGGUAUGAUGUUAUAUGUCUCACACCCUGAUCUGUUUCACCUGUCUUUGUGCUUGUCUCCAUACCUGUGUUCUCUGUUUGUCUGUUGCCAGUUUGUUUGUUUCGUCAAGCCUACCAGUGUUUUUCCCGUGUUAUUGUUUUCGAGUUUUCCCUGUUUUGACCAUUCUGCGUGCCCUGACCCUGAGCCUGCCUGCCGUUCUGUACCUUUUGGGCUCUACUC
This is a messenger RNA of Salmo salar (Atlantic salmon), 1839 nucleotides long. RefSeq names its product interferon a3. Gene Ontology annotation, cellular component: extracellular region. NCBI's taxonomy places the organism in Eukaryota, Metazoa, Chordata, Actinopteri, Salmoniformes, Salmonidae. Gene Ontology annotation, biological process: defense response. Gene Ontology annotation, molecular function: cytokine receptor binding. The record is from RefSeq and is a predicted model, not a curated record.